Triplophysa rosa is the source of this 3650-nucleotide messenger RNA. Its product is annotated as GTPase IMAP family member 8. Bases 356 to 1885 code for a protein of 509 amino acids. Gene Ontology annotation, molecular function: GTP binding. NCBI's taxonomy places the organism in Eukaryota, Metazoa, Chordata, Actinopteri, Cypriniformes, Nemacheilidae. The record is from RefSeq and is a predicted model, not a curated record. The transcript has 5 exons.
CACAAUAAAAAUCUGCUGAGAAGAACUGUGGGAGGCAGUUUGCUGUCAAACUCAUCCCAUUAACCUUGCUUACAAUUCUAACCACACGCCUCCUCGUUCUGACUCUUCGUUACACUUCCUCUCACCUGCUGUUUCUGUCUGUAUCAUUCUAUGAACAAAAGGAAGAAAACAGGCUUGAAAGAAUAGUGUAUUUUCAGGAAAUCAAUGUGAGAGGGAGAAAAAGAAAGUAGGGGAGAUAGAAGAGGGGGGUAAAGCAUGUUUUGAGCAUUGGCAACUGGCUGCUAGGACAGACAAAAAAAAAGAAAAAGGAGAAAGAACGAGAAAAGAGACAGCAGACCAGCUACACACACACAAGAUGGCUACAGCCGCUUCUGAUUUAAACUCUGAUGUAGAGGGAUCUUGUCCGCCCAUACGUCGCCUGUUGUUGCUGGGCUUCAAGCGCUCUGGUAAAACCUCAACACUGCGUACCAUCUUGAGUCAAGAGAAGAACCCAUCCGACCAUUCCUUAACAGCUGUAGAGGGAUCUUGUCCACCCAUACGUCGCCUGUUGUUGCUGGGCUUCAAGGGCUCUGGUAAAACCUCAACACUGCGUACCAUCUUGAGUCAAGAGAAGAACCCAUCUGACCAUUCCUUAACAGAACAGCAACACUGGAUAGAUAUACUCAACUGGAGACUGUUGGUCAUUGACACCCUUGGAUGGCAACUUGAAACCGAAGACACCGAUGAGAAAGACUCGGAGAACCAGCCAUCCAUCAUUGACCAGUGCUGUCCUGUGAACCAGCAAUCCAUCAUUGACCAGUGCUCUCCUGGUCCUCACGCUGUGCUGCUUGUGGUUCCCAUCAGUGCACCAUUCACUGAGCUUCACUGGCAAGGUUUGUGGCCCAGAGUCACAGCUCUGGGAGCCGGAAUAUGGCGGCACACCAUGGUCCUGUUCACAUGUGCGGACCAGAUGCCGAAAGACAAGGGUGUGGAGGAAUUCAUUGUGCAUGCAGGGGCAGCGCUACAGAGGCUGGUGGAGAGGUGUGGCUGCAGCUACCAUGCCGUGGAUAACACCUUGUCUGACAAGAGCGCACAGGUUGCCGAGCUUUUGCAGAAAGUGGAGGAGAUGGUGCAGGAGAAUCAGGGCUGGUUCUUUGAAAUGGAGAGGCCAAGCAUUUUGUUUGAAGACGAAGAGAUGCAAAGGGAAAGAGAAGAGGAUAGAGGCACCGAAGUGGGGAGGACACCGGCAAUGUUUAGAUCUCCACCAAGAGAGUUACGGGUGCUGUUGGUUGGCUGGCGUGGAGCUGGAAAGAGCUCUGUGGGUAACGUUCUAUUGGGCUGUCGUGUGUUCGAAUCAGGACAGCCAACCGAGGUGUCUGUCCGUCGCCAAGCAUUCGUAGCCGGUCGACGCCUCACAAUCGUUGAUACCCCAGGCUGGGAUUGGUUCUCCGUCCAACGCACACCCAGCAACAUACGCAAAGAAAUCAAACUAGGGGCGGGACUUCUCCAUCCGGGCCCACACGCCCUCUUACUGGUCAUCCCUGUGGUCUCCACACUCACUCCCAAAAAGAGGCAGGCCCUCAAGAGCCAUUUGGAAAUGUUCGAUGAGGAGGCUUGUCUGCACACGCUGGUGCUCUUCUCGUGUGGCGAUUGGCUGUACGGCACAUCCAUCGAAGAUCAUAUCCAACGGAACGGAGGUGAGCUUCUGAAACUAAUGGAACAUUGCUGUAACUGUUAUCAUGUGCUGGACUGUACCAAAACCAGCAAGGACAAGGCCCAGGUGACGGAACUAUUGCAGAAAAUAGAGGAAAUGGUGGCGGAGAAUGGACAGAAACCGUUCUUACCCGUCAAGCUGAACCAAGAACUAGACGAGGAGGAAACCAGUGGAAAAUGCAUUCUGCAUUAAAAGUUAUUUGCACACUUUCACUUAAAAGGUAAAUUGCAAAGACAAUGCGGUCAUGCCGAUAUGCCUUAUUCAACAUUAGAAAGGUUAGACCCUAUCUCACUGAGCAUGCGGCACAACUCCUUGUCCAGGCCCUGGGAAUCUCAAGGUUGGACUACUGCAAUGCUCUCCUUGCUGGUCUUCCUGCAAAGGCUAUCAAACCACUCCAGCUGGUUCAGAACGCAGCAGCACGCCUCAUCUUCCAACAGCCCAAAAGGGCUCAUGUGACUCCCCUGUUCAUCUCCCUCCACUGGUUGAAGCCCAUAUCAGAUUCAAGUCACUAAUGCUUGCCUACAGGACUAUCACUGGAUCUGCACCGACAUACUUUCACACUCUCCUACACCUCAUCAAGAUCCCUGCGUUCAGCAAACCAGCGGCGUCUUGUACUGGCUUCCCAUAAGGGCAGUAAAUCGCUUUCCCGCUCAUUCUCAUUCACAACUCCUUCCUGGUGGAACAUUCUUCCUAAUUCGGUCCGGUCAACCACAUCUCUCACAACAUUCAAAAAACUACUUAAAACCCAUCUCUUUUGUGAAUACUUGACAAAUGGAAAAAAUCUCUCUUUCUCUCAACAGGUAGUGGUCUAGCUUUUGUUGAAACUAAUAACUUUGUAUUGGCACCUAUUGCAUUAUUGCUCCUGUAUAACAUAUCGCUUAUUGCUCCUAAGUCACUUUGGAUAGAAGCGUCUGCUAAAUGACUAAAUGUAAAUGUAAAUAAAGAUGAAUGUGAAAAUAGUUUUAUGGAUCCCAAAACAAGCAGUACUUUCAUUCUGCAUCUGUUUAACAUAAGGCCAUGCACACUAUUUUAUGUUAUCUUGAGUUUCUAAUGUUUGUCCAGAAUGUUCUGCUUUACUAAAACGUAUUUAUCAAAAUAGAUACUUUAUUUUGUUCAUCUUUGCUAGAAGCACAUUGCACUUACUGGUGUCAUAUAGAUACCUUUUGUUAAACUUGUUCAAGUCUGGUGAACCAUUGAUCACAAAUAAAAUGAAUUAUUUUUAUUCAAACCUUGACACUAGCAUCACAUGCAUGAAAUGUUAUGGAUGCAGAGUAUUUGCUAGUGUUACACUACAUGCAUGUUUUACUACAGACCAUGACAAAAACAAUCCUAAGACCAUAUCAUACUUCAUAUGCCAACUGAAAUUCUGUAUAAGUAUAUAGAUUCUGGAUUUUAGAGUACAUGACGAUGAAUUUAACGUGCCAUCUUAACAUUCAGGGCUUUCUUUUUGUAUUUAAUGACUGAUGAUUAUGUAAUGGCUGUGAUGGUAGCAAUAUAUUCUGCCUUUUCAGGUAUAGAUUUAUUAAUUCAUUUUCAUUGUGACUGUUACUAUUGCUUAGUAAUAUUCAUCUACUACAACAAAUAUUGCUGCAAUAUAAUUUGCUAUGUGAAAACAAGAACCACGAAAAUGACUUGACAAUAGAAACUGGCUUAUGGAGUGAAAUUGUUUCACAGCAUAUAUAAAAGUUUUACAAUAAAACCUGUGCAUUGGGUACUUUUUAAAAUCCAAUUCAAAGUUUAACAUUUUAUAAAAACCUACGUUUUAUAAAAUAAAGGGAAAUUAAUCCUGCUUUACUCACAUAAUUAUUUUAUGGAGGCAGUUAAUGUAUUAAGCCUAUUUUAAGACAAAAAAAGCAUACAAUUAAAAUAGGCAUACAAAAAGGUAUUUUUCUAUGUUUAUUACAGAAGUAAAAUACAGUUUAUGUGAAAUGGCCAUAACAUGACAAAAUAGUUCUAU